AAUUGAAUUUUGGGAAAAUAAAAUCUAAAAAUCGAGUAAAUUAAAUUCACACAUUUUCUGAAAUAAGGAAACUAUUUCCGUUCAUUGAAAAACUUGUGUAUAUUUAUCAACCUUUACUUUGUUUUCACGUUGUCAAAAAAAGAAGAAGCGUCUAGGCCACUAUAUACAAAAUAAAUAAAAAAGAAAAAUAAAAAUCGGGUCGCCUACUCCAUUGAUUCGACUCUCAAGAGUCAGUUUUACUUUUAGAUGUCGAUAGCUUCGUCACUAACCCCCUAUUCUUAGAUCAUGAGCUCUUAAUCACUUGCAUCGAAUAGCGACAAUGAUGGCAUUUGUGAAACGAGUAGUGUACACAACUAAAGAAGAACUUGCCUCAUUAAAUAAUAUCAAGAUAAUUAUUUACAAUACGAGAAAAAAAACAUUGAAGAAAUAACAGCAGAACGAAGAAAACGAAGCAAAAGUUUAAAAAACUAUCAAGAGGAACUUUGGAUACAAAAAGAAAAUUUCUUCUUUCGCUCUUGUAAAAUGUCAUGAGAGAAAAAAAUGAAUUUCAAAAAAGCGACUCAUCCCCGAAAGUUCAAAAAAUCAAUCGAAGAGAAGGAAAUUCUUCCUCCACCGCGAGUGAUUUCGCAUGAAUUAUAUUUUCCAAGAUUUGGAACAAAAAAAGACGUGACACCACCAUCGCCAUUUAUUCUAAUCGAUGGCAAAUUAUUGCGGAGUUCAAUAUCCUUUUGCAAGAAGAAAAAUAAUCGACGGGUGAAAUUUCCCGAAAAUGACAUUCUCGUCUCUGCUUAUUUCGAGUCCGUCAAUUCCUGGGAUUAUAUAUUGGAUGGAGAAAAAAAUUCUGAAGAAGACAGUGAAGAAAGUGAUGUGAGCGAUGAAAGUGAAGAUAGUAAGAGCGAAAAUAGCAGCGAUGGGAGUAUUUGUGGAAAAAUUGAAGGAGACCAAGAAAAUGGUCAAAGAUCUGUCUCAUAAUUAAUUCAUUAACUACUUAAUUUUAAAUAAAAAAAUAGUUAAUAAGCAAAUUUCAUUCAAACUUCAUUUUUUUUCAAACAAUUCAGUAAUUAAACAAAAUUUUUUCUAAUAAAAGAAUUUUCAUUAUCAC
Molecule: messenger RNA, 1102 nt
Organism: Leptopilina heterotoma
Lineage: Eukaryota; Metazoa; Arthropoda; Insecta; Hymenoptera; Figitidae
Exons: 2
Coding region: 541-972 (143 amino acids)
Source: RefSeq, a predicted model, not a curated record